Molecule: messenger RNA, 2411 nt
Organism: Trichomycterus rosablanca
Lineage: Eukaryota; Metazoa; Chordata; Actinopteri; Siluriformes; Trichomycteridae
Gene: pxylp1
Product: 2-phosphoxylose phosphatase 1
Exons: 6
Coding region: 154-1641 (495 amino acids)
Biological process (GO): dephosphorylation; glycosaminoglycan biosynthetic process; chondroitin sulfate proteoglycan biosynthetic process
Cellular component (GO): Golgi apparatus
Molecular function (GO): phosphatase activity
Source: RefSeq, a predicted model, not a curated record
GGACUGGUUGCACUGAAACGCCCCAUGUGUUUGGUAUGUUCCUGCCCUGCGUCCUUGACUUCGGACCCACCGUGACUCUGAUCAGGAUAAGCAGUUUAAAGUGGGGGGUAAAUGGGCGGCUGAUGGAUUGGCGUUCAUACCAAUCACGAGACAAUGCUGGCACGGAACCGCUUCAUCCUGGUGCUGGUCGUCGGGGUGGUACUAGCUGUGCUAAGCUUCAGAUUUCAGUUCUUGCAACCAACACCCACCAGUCCGAUGGCUGAAGACGUGCCCCUCGGUAAAAGCAGAAAGCGAGUCAACCCAGUGGUCCACACGGAGCCUCCCGAACCUGAUCCGAUCAGGGAUUCUUACCGCUACUGCAACCUGCCUAAUCAGACCGAACACACGCGCGAGGGUCACAGCCCGGCUGACUACAGGCUGCUCUCCGUGCAAGUGAUGAUACGCCAUGGCGACCGGUACCCGCUCUACCCCAUCCCGCAGACCAAGAGACCGCCCCUCGACUGCACCCUCUCACCACACAGGAAGCCCUCUCAUCCCUUGCUGGCCUCCUUUAUCAGUCACAUGGCGCAGGGUGGGCGUGGCCACUGGGACGCAUCAUUAGGAUCUUUACCCCGAGUACCCAAUCACAGCAGCUGUGAACUGGGCGAGCUCACACAGACAGGUGUGGUGCAGCAUUUAAAAAACGGCGAGCUUUUGCGCCAGGCCUACCUCAAGCACCACAAGCUGCUUCCUCCCGACUGGUCAUCUCAGCACUUGUGGGUGGAGACUACAGCAAAAAGUCGCACCCUGCAGAGCGGAUUGGCUCUGCUCUACGGUUUCCUGCCUAAUUUCGACUGGUCGAGGCUGACCGUGCGGCAGCAGAGGAACAGCCUGUACUGCGGCGCGCUGUGCGAGUGUCCCGCACGCAAUCGCUUCCUGGAGGAGGACCAGCGGCGCCAGUACCGCCUUCGCGUCUCUAACGCCGAACUCGAGCGCACCUAUGUCGCCAUGGCGAAGGCUGUGGGCGUGGCCACGCGCGCCAUGCGAGCGGCGAAUCCGGUGGACUCUCUGCUGUGCCACUUUUGCCACGGCUUGCCCUUUCCCUGCGCCAGUCCCCACCCCUUCCCAGCCCCGGAUGAGGGGGCGUGUCUGACGCUGCAACACUUUGCCGUGAUUCGUCGGCAGCAGCGAGACGACGAGUGGGAGCGCCGGGAGGCUGGGCUGUACCGACGCUAUGCCGUGCUAGCGGCGCAUCCCUUCCUGAACCGGACGGCCCUGCGGAUGGAGAGGGUCGCCCGUGGCAAACAGGAGCCUGCGCUCGCGUUAGCCUCCGCCCACGACAUCACCAUGGCGCCCGUGCUCAGCGCCCUCGGUUUGGAAGGGGCGGGGUUUCCGCGGUUUGCCGCUCGCCUCGUGUUCGAGCUGUGGAGAGCUCCAGAGACCAGAAACAAGGGAACAAAGGGCGUGGCGGACGCGUACGUGCGGGUGCUCUACGACGGACAGGAUUUGACCUUCGAGACCGCCUUUUGCCGCGACCAUGAUCGGCACUCGGCUCAGCCGCUGUGCCCUCUGGGUAAUUUCCUUUCCUUUGUGAGGAAGGACAUGUUUAGCAUUGUGAACGCCACCAGCUACCAUCAGGCCUGCCGCCAGCAGGUACCGUAGGAGACGCAGCGGAAAUAUUCUAGCAAUUUUUUUAUGUUCACUUUAACGUUUACGCCGUAUUAAAAUCGCAAUCUGGAAAUCACAGAUCAGUCUGUGUACCAGGGCUGUGCAAUAUAAUUAUCAGUAUUGCAAUAUAUUAACAUUUACGUAUCCAGGUUUAGUCGGUGUUGUCAGUUAUCCAGUUCCGUUAAUUCUUACUACAAACCCAGUUUCAAAAUAAUUGGGACAAUAUGUUUUUGACCUUUUUUUUUUUUUUUUUUUUUGUGUAUUUACACUCAUCUUAAAAUUUGACGUUGUCCUACAAAGCCUCAGUCGAUGUUCCAGUUCAUUCCAGAGCUGUCGAGUGGGACCAAGGUGCAGGACACUGGAGUUUCUUCAUGUCCUUAUAGAGCUUUGCUUUGUGCACAGGGGCACAGUCAUGCUGGAACAGAAAAAGACCUUCCCUAAACUGUUGUAGCAAAAUCAGAAGCAUAUCAUUCCCUAUAUACUUGACAAUUUUUUCCAUACGGUGUACAUAGAAACCUCCAAAAUAGGUGUUUUUGGAAUGCGUAGCAGUUAGGAACUAGCUUAUACAUAAAUGUCCUUUUGGACACUGGUAGCCUAGUGGGGAGAGCUUUGGGCUAUCAACUGAAAGGAUGAGAGUUCGAAUCCCAGCUCUGCCAUGCAGCCACUUUUGGGCCCUUGAGCAAGGCCCUUAACGCUCGAAGAAAGAAUUUUGUUGUACUGUACACCUGUAUAUGUAUAUACACUGAUCAGCCUAUCAUUAAAAC